Molecule: messenger RNA, 2293 nt
Organism: Maylandia zebra (zebra mbuna)
Lineage: Eukaryota; Metazoa; Chordata; Actinopteri; Cichliformes; Cichlidae
Source: RefSeq, a predicted model, not a curated record
UUGCUGUGUCAAGAAAAGAAAAACCCGAACUUCCUUGUAUCGACUCACUACUCAAACAGAGAAAGCUUCGCAUCAGCCGCGACAGCUGCCGACAACCCUGUUGUGUCUUCACGGCAAACCCGAGAGGGAUAAAAGACGCAUUUGGCACAUUUUAAUACACCGGUGUGACAUGAGUGGGCUUCACCCACUGAGAAGAGAUGAAUACUGAUGUUUUACUCUGCCCAGCUGUGCAGACGUGGAGUAAAACCCUCAUUUCAGAGCCACACCGCCACACACACUGCCACACAUCUGCAUGGGUCUCUCCUUCACUGCUCCCACUUCACGACUCUUGCCGUCCUUUCUGUGAGACCAUGUACCCAGGUGAACUUGACCCGAACACGGACCCGCAGCUCUUGGAGUCCAAGUUGGACUUCUUCCACAAGCUGGGCUACUCCACGGCUCAGGUACAGGCUGUUCAGCAGAAGUUCGGCCCCAACAUGGACACGGAUAAAGUGCUGGGGGAGCUGGUUCGGAUCGGGCCUGUUCAGGAGGCCAAUCAGGGGCCGGUGACCACAAUGUCGGUGCUGGUGUCCAGAGGAGAAACCCAGCCAUCGGGCCCUACACUGCUGCUGCCUGUAGCUGGUACUUCUCCUCAGAGCAAAGAGGAGACUGGCGAGGAAGGAAAGACUUUGAGACCCGUCGUUAUAGACGGCAGCAAUGUGGCCAUGAGCCAUGGCAACAAGGAAGUUUUCUCUUGUCUGGGAAUCCAGUUGGCUGUGAACUUCUUCCUGGAUAGAGGCCACACUGAAAUCACUGUGUUUGUUCCCUCAUGGAGGAAGGAGCAGCCCAGGCCGGAUGUUCCCAUCACAGAUCAGCAAAUUCUGCGUGAGCUGGAGAGGAAAAGGAUUCUGGUGUUCACACCGUCGCGGCGCUAUGCAGGCAAACGGGUGGUCUGUAAUGACGACUGCUACAUUGUCAAGCACGCCUUCGAGUCUGACGGCAUCAUCGUGUCCAACGACAUGUACCGUGACCUUCAGGGAGAGAAGCCGGAGUGGAAGCGCUUCAUCGAAGAGAGGCUGCUCAUGUACUCCUUUGUUAAUAACAAGUUUAUGCCCCCCGAUGAUCCCCUCGGUCGACAUGGACCAACCCUGGAGAACUUCCUGCGGAGGGUUCCAAAGACUCAGAAAAAACAGCCGUGUCCUUAUGGGAAGAAAUGUACUUAUGGAAUCAAAUGUAAAUUCCACCAUCCCGAGCGAGCCAAACAGUCCAAUCGUGCUCUUGCAGACGAGCUUCGAGAGAGUGCUAAGCAGCCUACUCCUUCUCAGAAACAAUCUUCAGCUUGCUCCAGUCCUGUGCCUGGACUCAGCCUCCUGUUGGUGGAGGAUAUGGCGAAGAAACUGACUCUGGGAAACGAGAGCAGCUCCUUAAAAAAAGCUCAUAAAAAUGAAAAGGUAGCUCAGGUGAAGGCAAGUCACUGCUCCAGCAAGAAGGCCUCAUCAAAGAAGGAGAAGUCCAGCAAACACGCGUCGUCUGAUCACAACUCGGUGCAGCACAGCCGCUCUCAGGAGCAGCUGGACUCUGGUUUAGGCUCCAUAGACAGCCAGCCGGUGGAAGCUCCUUGGAGUCUGAGUGAUCACCAGUUUGGGCUACCGUACAGCAGCAGCCAGCAGUACUGCCCUCCAAAAAGUUCCCCGUGCAGCUGCUGCUCACAUGGCACUGCCUCUUGUGGGAGUGCGCCGGCUUUCCCAACUCACAACAUCGGGCCAGUGAGCAGCCACAGCGCUGAUAUGAUGCCCUACAGUCUGCCCCACUAUCCGAACUAUUGCGCUUACCCACUUAGCAUGAAUCCAUACAGCCAACUGACAAAUUUCCAGCGCAGCCAAACCCACAGCUUCCAGAGGCCACAGUGGUCCGAUCCAUUCUGCGGUCAACCGGCGGUGGUCCGCAGCCUCCCGGGAGAUCCCUCACACUGGGAGCCUCCUCCAAUGAAGCAACCAGGUCCCAGCAGGGAGGAGAGAGAGGUUAUACGGAAAAAGCUCCUCGCUAUCUUCAGCGCCCAGCUGGUGGAUACAGCCAUGGACAUGUUCCCUCAGAUGAUGGAUCCACAGAUGCUCGUGGUCGAAAUCCUCAAGUUGCAGAGUCAGCUGAGAUGAGACGAAUCCAGUCCGAGAACUCGUCUUUCAGUGGAAAGACUGAAGGUUAACAUGAGUUUGUGUGUUUUGUAUUGUGGUAUCCACCUUGAUUAAAAACUAUUUGAAUUCUUUGGAGUUGCCUCGCUGCAGUCUCACGUUAGAGGCAGGAUGCAGUUGAUACA